GGAAGGUGAUCAUGAUGUGACUUAUAUGAGAGUAUUUCGAUCCGAAUCUUGUCUGUAUCACCGUCAUCGUUUCCCGGGUCAUCGUUUAGCCCCCGAGCAUGUCCGCUGCACCUGAAACCCUAAUCAUUGACUCUACAGCCAUCUACAUCGCCGCUCUCAAUACCAUCAAUUGCCAAAAGCUAGCGUCUUCUUUUCGCCUCUGCCCUUUACCGUCCACUAUCCCUCAGACGAAACGUAUUCCAAAAACUCGCUUCAUUGUUGAUGGCUUCAAACACGCCGGCGAUUUCUCCGUCUCGUACUUCCUCUCCCAUUUUAACUCCGAUCACUGUGCCGGCCUCUAUCCCAAUUGGACAAGGGGCAUUAUUUUUUGCUCCUAUAUCACUGCUCGCCUCCUUGUCCAAGUCCUUCAAGUCCCGGCCCCUUUUGUGGUUUCUCUACCUCUCUCAAAGCAGAUAUUAAUUGACGGCUGCGAAGUAUUUCUCGUGGAUGCUAACUAUUGCCCAGGAGCAGUUCAAUUCCUAUUCAAGAUACCUGUUCCUAAUAUUAAUGGAAAGUUUGAGCGAUAUGUUCAUGCAGGUGCUUUUCGGCAUCACACUUCCAUGGAAUUAGAUCCUGCCCUAAGUACAUUUGUUGGUUCUGAUACUUUGUUUCUCGAUGCCACAUAUUAUAAUCCGAAAUAUGCCUUACCCAGUAAAGAGGUGGCGAUUGAUUACAUAAUUCACAUUAUAGAGUCGAAUGGGGUUGAGAAAGAAGCCUCACCUAAGAGUGUUCUGUUUCUUCUUUCAACCUAUGGUAUUGGGAAAGAGAAGAUAUUGAUAGAUAUUGCACGAAGAUGUAAGAGGAAGGUCUGCGUGGAAAGUCGGAAAGUGUUGGGCCUGAGAGACUUGGGUCACGGGGAUGAAGUGUUUACAGAAGAUGAAUCCAAGACUGAUAUUCAUGUUGUGAGUUGCGAUGAAUUGGGUGAAACAUGGCCUCUUUUUAGGCCUAAUUUUGUGAGAGUGCAGGAUAUUAUGAAAGAAAAGAAGUUUUCAAAACUUGUGGGCUUUGUUCCAACUUGCUGGAGCUACAAUGUAGAGGGGAGUAAGUUUUCAGUGAGGAAGAAAGACUCCCUUGAAAUACAUCUUGUGCCAUAUAGUGAACAUUCAAACUAUGAUGAGCUUAGAGAAUAUGUGAAGUUUUUAAAACCAAAGUGUGUUAUUCCUACCUUAGGUCUAGAUGUUGAGAAGCUCGAUAGAAAAUGUGCUAAUGCUAGGAAUACAAAUUUUUUGGGGUUGGUUAAUGAAAUGGAUAUUAAACAAGAUUCUCAUUGUGUGUUGCAAGGAGUGGAUGAGAAUAUUGUGAAAGGUUCUGCUUAUGAUGUAAGGAUACUGGAGCUACAGAUUGAGGCUUCUUCAUCAGAUGUCAAAGAAAGUAAAGAUAUGGAGAAUAUCGACACUUCGCAUGCACAGAAAGAAUCUAAUUUACUUAUUUCGGGUUUUAUGGAUGAAGAUGCCAUGGAGGAAUGUAUACAAGAACUUCAAGUAAUUUUGCCAUCUUGGGUCAUUCGAGCACAGAUGCUGUAUUUGCUCAGAAUUACAGACAGAAGUCUAGUUGAUGCAGUUUCUCAUUUUUAUGAGCAUGAAACUGAAUUUCAGGAACAGAGUGAAUUACCACUUUCAGAGCCAUGGCUUAUUAAGAACAUUGGAAGAAAUGAAAUUGUAUCUCUGAGUCAAAGUCCUGGUAAAAAGUAUAAAUCUAUUAGUAGGAAGAAGUCGGGUGCCAGUAGUAAUUCUUCCAGUAAAAUAAAGAGCAAUACAAUAUCCAAAUCCUCUAAAAGAGCAAAACUGAAUUCUAAGAUGGAUUCUAGUGGAUCAAAGCAAUGCACCAUAACAAACUUCUUCAGAAAAGUAGGGGUUUGUGACUCGAGAACAGAAAGUGUUCGUAACCAAAAUUGAGUAUUGCCGAAACAGUGAAUGCAACCAGCCAACCACAAAACCAUAUAGAGAUGAGAUAGAUGACUUUAUUUAAAUUGUUAAUGGAAGUGAGUCAUUAGAAAGCCAUGCUGCUGCUUGUAUACUUACAGAGGCCAAAUGAGACAUCACUAGGGCAUGGGCAUUGGAUAUAUUCUUUAACCAUGCGAUUGUGAAACAAGAAGUCCGAGAUGGUAUUGUUUUGUGGGUCAAAUAUCAUUGGGUUCCAAAGAUGCAUUCUUUUCAAGAUUCAAAGCCUUCCAAAAAAAACUGGCGCUGAUUGUUACUUUCCUUUGAAUGACAUUAUUGGAGAACAUUGCUGAAAAUGUUAUCUCCCUCCAAAAUAAGUUCGGCUGUCAAACAUGUCUUCCUUCCAUUCUCAGCUUCCUGGAGUGGACACAUACUUUUGAACUCGUUGAGGAAAGAGGAAAGAGAAAAGGGAGUCAAUCUCAGGUUUACCCAUUUGGCACUCACCUCACAACCACCCUGGCAUCAGUGUAUUU
This is a messenger RNA of Cuscuta campestris, 2452 nucleotides long. The record is from the annotation of a GenBank genome assembly. NCBI's taxonomy places the organism in Eukaryota, Viridiplantae, Streptophyta, Magnoliopsida, Solanales, Convolvulaceae.